Messenger RNA from Lottia gigantea (owl limpet), 1356 nucleotides. RefSeq lists its product as hypothetical. The record is from RefSeq and is a predicted model, not a curated record. Lineage: Eukaryota; Metazoa; Mollusca; Gastropoda; Lottiidae. Gene Ontology annotation, cellular component: nucleus. The transcript is spliced from 9 exons. The coding region runs from base 93 to 977 and encodes 294 amino acids. Gene Ontology annotation, biological process: regulation of gene expression.
AUGAUGUAUCUAAAGAAAGCAAUGAUUUAACUGUAGACAGCAGUUUUCCAGAUUCAGGAUAUUUAGCUCAACAAAAGGCUGGAGAUUAUGUUAUGUCUGAACUUAAUUCAGGAUUACAGGCGACUGCUAAUCCUUCUGAUCUUCAUGAUACCAUAGAGACAAAGAAGAAAAGUGGUUGGCCCAAGGGCAGAAAACGAAAGAAGAGUUUAAAAGAUGUAAAUGCUCCUAAACAACCACUCACUGGUUAUGUUAGAUUUCUAAACAAUCGUAGAGAACAGUUGAGAAGAGAAAACCCAAACUUGUCUUUUAGUGAAAUAACCAAAGUAUUAGGAGCUGAAUGGUCUAACUUACAGCAAAGAGAAAAACAGCGAUUUUUAGAUGAUGCUGAAAAAGACAAAGAGCGAUAUCAAACUGAAAUGGAAGCUUAUCAAAAAACAGAUGCCUAUAAACAAUUUAAAUCACAACAGGAAAAGAGACUGAAAGGUGAUAUUGAAGAAGAUAUGAAUGUAAAUGGUGAUACAUUAGAAGAAGAGAAUGAUACAACAACCUCUACUAAUGGAAAUUUUGAUAUACCUAUAUUUACUGAGGAUUUCUUAGAUCAUAACAAAGCUAGAGAGUCUGAAUUACGUCAGCUAAGAAAACAAACAACGGAAUUAGAAGAACAGAAUGCUAUAUUAAGUAAACAUAUAGAGAAUAUGAAACAAGCUAUAGAUAAACUAGAAGUUGAUUCUGUCCAACAGCGUAAUAGUAAUUUAGCUCUUCAAAAUCAUCUAGAUAAUUUACGUUCUACUCUUACAUCUCAUUUCUCUACUAUUCCAUUACCAGGAACCAAUGAAAUACCUUCAUUAGAUACUAUAGAUACAUACAUGGGUAAACUUCAUACCUUAAUACUGGAUUCUCCCCAAGAAAAUGAAAGUUUGAUAGCCACAGUGAGAGAAAUAGUGGGGCGUUUUAACAGUGACAGGUUAGAACAAUAGUGAUAAAUAAGAUGUAAAUAUAAAGGUUAUUGUGAUAAGGAAAGAAGAUGUAGUUUGUAAGAUACAUGGUACGAUAUAGUUAAACUGAGACAGCAAAAAUCAAAUUUGUUGGCUUAUGUGUUGUCUGUGUCUGCCUUUUGUCCUUAUUUUGUCACUUCUUGUGCAUAAUUGUUAAAACACCGGCAUGACAUGUUUUCUGGACUAAACUAGGGUGCUAGCUUGAGCUUGACUCCCCUGUUGUCUGUGACUAUGAAGAAACUGCACUUAUGAAUGUUGAAAGAGUAUUAAUGUACACUUGUGUGUAAAAAAUAUGAAUGUUUUUUUGACUUUGUGAUUUUGUUAAGAAUUGUGUUGUAAGAUAUAAAUUAUUUUUCAAUUU